Molecule: messenger RNA, 996 nt
Organism: Dovyalis caffra
Lineage: Eukaryota; Viridiplantae; Streptophyta; Magnoliopsida; Malpighiales; Salicaceae
Source: the annotation of a GenBank genome assembly
AUGGACAGAGAAUGGGGUUCGAAGCCAGGCAGCGGAGGCGCCGCCUCCGCCCAGAACGAGGCUAUCGACCGCCGCGAGCGUCUCCGCCGUCUCGCCCUCGAGACAAUCGAUCUUGCGAAAGAUCCCUAUUUCAUGCGCAACCACCUCGGCAGUUAUGAGUGUAAGCUGUGUCUGACUUUGCACAACAAUGAAGGAAACUACUUGGCUCACACUCAAGGGAAGCGACACCAGACCAAUUUGGCUAAGAGAGCUGCUCGCGAGGCUAAAGAUGCUCCUGCUCUCCCUCAGCCUAACAAGCGCAAAGUUAACAUUCGCAAGACAGUCAAAAUUGGCAGGCCUGGGUACCGGGUGACAAAGCAAUUCGAUCCAGAGACAAAGCAGAGGUCUCUUCUCUUCCAAAUUGAAUAUCCGGAGAUAGAAGACAAUACAAAACCAAGACAUCGAUUUAUGUCAUCUUAUGAGCAGAGAAUUGAGGCUAAUGAUAAGAGGUUUCAAUAUCUUUUAUUUGCUGCAGAACCUUAUGAGACCAUUUCUUUCAAGGUUCCUAGCACAGAGAUUGACAAAUCUACUCCUAAGUUCUUCUCACAUUGGGAUCCAGACUCCAAGAUGUUCACACUGCAGUUAUAUUUUAAAUUGAAGCCACCAGAGGCAAACAAACCUCAAUCUGUUGCUGCAACCAACGACACAGUGCCUUCCCAACCACCACCACCCCCUCCACCGCAAGGACUACCAGCCGGAUCUAGACCCCCACCACCACCGUUGCCUGCAUCAUUACCCCCUCCGCCUCCCAUGGGUAAUGGCCCUAGGCCUAUGCCCCCAGGUGGAGCUCCACCUGCCCCACCUCCACCGCCCGGUGGCAGUGGUGCAAUGGCGAAUUUCACACCUGGCACUCAGGUGGGCAGGCCUCCAAUGCUGCCUCCCCAAGGUUUUCCUGGCCAACAGAUGCAAGGCCAGGCUAUACGUCCACCCCCACCACCUCCCAACAUGGGACAGUAG